GGAAGAAUAUGGAUAUUUUGGCUGGAGUGAAAAUUGAGAAAAAUUGAGAUGCUCGAUUGGACGUUGGUCGACGCAACUGAAGCUCUCGCAGGAAAAAUCGGAGGAUUCUACUUCUCAGCUCAUUGGUGUCCACCAUGCUGCAUGUUCACACCGAUUCUCAAGAAGUUCUACGAGAAAGUUUAUGAUGAUUUCGAGAUCGUCUUUGUCUCAUCCGAUCCUAGCGAGAGUGGCCUGAAAAAGUAUAUGCAAGAAUGCCACGGUGAUUGGUAUUAUAUUCCUUUUGGGCAUGAGGCCAAGCAAAAGCUUUGCGUCAAGUAUGAAAUUACCGGAAUGCCAACUCUCGUUAUCGUCAAGCCAGACGGAACUGAAGUGAAAAGUGAUGGACGAUAUGAUGUUCAAAUGGAAACGAAUCCAUAGGUUACCGUCGCCAAGUGGAAAGCUUAAGGAAAAUGCGGCCAAAACAUUUUCCGCUUUAAAUCUUUCCCGAUUUGUUAAAAUAAUUUGAAAUCUUUCGAAUCUAACCAUUCCGUCUCUAUUUUUUUUUGAAUAUUUCUAU
Messenger RNA from Caenorhabditis elegans, 556 nucleotides. It is a transcript of the gene T28A11.13, whose product is annotated as protein-disulfide reductase. The record is from RefSeq and is marked reviewed. NCBI's taxonomy places the organism in Eukaryota, Metazoa, Nematoda, Chromadorea, Rhabditida, Rhabditidae. The transcript has 3 exons. Gene Ontology annotation, molecular function: protein-disulfide reductase [NAD(P)H] activity. Bases 49 to 417 code for a protein of 122 amino acids. Gene Ontology annotation, biological process: cell redox homeostasis.